Molecule: messenger RNA, 1479 nt
Organism: Emiliania huxleyi CCMP1516
Lineage: Eukaryota; Haptophyta; Isochrysidales; Noelaerhabdaceae
Exons: 4
Coding region: 1-1479 (492 amino acids)
Biological process (GO): lipid metabolic process
Source: RefSeq, a predicted model, not a curated record
AUGGUUCCUUCGCGUGAGAUCAUCGACGACACUGCGGUCGUCAACGACGGCACGGCGGCCGUCAACCAGCGCACGACGAGCUACUGCGAGCCCGUCGUGGAGUCCACCGUCCGCUCGAUACGGUCGGUGAACACCAAGGAUGUCUCGGACGGCAAAGCGACGCCAACCGAGGACAUCAAGGUGACUGGCAAGGCUGGAGACCUUGCACUCGGCACUGAGGCCGGCAAUGAGACUGAGACCAACGGCACUGAGGCCAGCACUGAGACCAAGCUCAAGGGCGACUCCAUCACAGUCGACCGCUCCGAUAGCUAUGAGAGCGAUAAGAUGGUCGGAGGUUCGCCCUUUGUGUCCGCUGAGGCUGUGCUCUCCGCCGAGGCUGUGAUCUACGAGAGCGCUGCCCGAGCAGCGCUCCGAGCAGAGGCGUUGGCGAGAGAGGCUGAGGAGGCUACGAGGCGUGAGAACUCGAUGCAGAAGAGGCAGCUGGAUGGACGCGUGUGCUUUGAUCUCCGACAAGUUGACGGCGGCUCGUCAACAAAGCCCAAAGUCGCGAGCAGCGUCUGGAUUCAGGUGUUUGUCGCCGGUAAAUUCUUUUUGUCGGUGCUGUUCGCUAGCAUGAGCACUCUAUUGAGUGGCGGCGGCGGUCCUCUAUUGACGGCUGAGCUACUGAAGCUGAUCGUGCGCCUGCUCAAGAAAUUGCCAAAAUUGGCCCUCAGAUUUGUGCUCACUGCCCUCUCGCCUGGCGCGCACUUCAAGCGGCUGGCGCUCGUCACCGCUCUGCAGGCGCUUGCGUCGCUGGUGCACUACGCGCGCAAGCUGUGGGCGCGCGGCUCGAGCGUGGCGUGGCAGCGGCUCGCCAAGGCGAGGAACUACGACGAGUACUCCGUCGCGGCGCGCGAGGUCGAGUCGGACGCUCCGCCGGCCGGCGACGCGCUCUCGGGCCCGCAGGAGAGCUUCUUUGCGACGCUGCGUGAGCGGGCUGCCAACUACGCGAGGCUGCAGGCCGAGGGCGACGAGUACGGCCUCAUGUUCCACCUCCGCUCCGAGCUGAUGCGGCAGCAGCUCGGCAACCGCGGCUACGCGCGCGAAGGCUCAAAGUGGCUUCGCGAGCACUCGACCGCCCGCGAGGCCAUCGCGCACUACCAGGCCCACGUCUGCGAGGCGCUGCGGUACAUUGCGUCUGGCGCGGCGCCCUCGUCCUCCGCCGCACGGCAGCGCCUCGCCUUCGUCAACGAGACGCGCCACUCCUACGGCCAACACCGCCCUCCUCCUCCGGGCCUCGGCCGCCGCACCGCCCUGCUACUCUCGGGCGGCGGCGCGUUCGGCGUCAAGCACAUCGGCGUCGUGAUGGCGCUGCACAAAGAGAGCCUGAUGCCCCGCAUCCUCUCUGGCACAUCGGCCGGCUCGAUCGUCGCUGCGUAUUGCGGCACAAAGACGGACGAAGAGCUGCAGGAGAUGCUGCUUGAGGACCCAAUUAUUUAA